AUGAAAUCUAAUAACAAUUUUUACACAAUUCAAAGUAAUUCUUCUUAUGGAAAUAAUGCAAUUGAUAAUAAUAGAAAUAAAGAAAGUAUAUCAAAUUACCAUAAUGUCAAUAAUUCUAAUACUUUAAAUAUGAACAUGCAAAAAAAAAUUGAUCAUCAUAAUAAUACUUUAAAUGAAAAUAGUAAUUUUAUCGAUUCCGUCAAUGAGAUAUCAAAUAAUACUCCUGGCAAUAAUUCAAUGGAAAAUUUUAACUUUCAUAAUAAUAAUUUAAUUUAUAGUAAUAAUGAUUUAAAUAAUAAUAGUUAUGCUAAUAAUCAAUAUUUACUAAAUAAUUUAAAAAUAGGAAACACAAUACAAAAGAUGAAUGAAAAUUCGAUUAAAAAUGCAAAUGAAAAUUUAAAUAAGCCAGUUAAUAUUGUGAAUUAUAAUAAUUUUCAUAAAAAUGUGAAUAAUAACAUGACUGGAUCAAUUGAUGAAAAUAUCAAUAAUCCUCAAAUCAAUUAUAGAAAUCUUUUUCUUAAUAAAAAUAAUACUUUAAAAAGUUCUGAUAUUAAUAGUAUGCAUAAUAACUUAAAUAAUAUAAAUAAUUUGAAUAGAAUUAACACAAAAGAUUUUAUUGAUAGAAUUAAUAAAACUAAUAACUUGAGUAAUAUAAUUAAUAUAAAUGAUAGUUGUAGCAAUAGCAAUCUUAAAAAUUUAAAUAUGAAUAAUGGAAACAAUGUAAAUAGUAAUUUGAACGACAAAAAUACAAAUAAUAACGUAAAUAAUUUAAAUAAUUCUAUUAAUAAUAAUGUGAAUAACUUAAAUAAUAAUAUAAGUAAUUUAAAUAAUAACGUUAAUAACAUGAAUAACUUAAAUAAGAAUAUAAGUAAUUUAAAUAAUAACGUUAAUAACAUGAAUAAUUUAAAUAAUAAUAUGAAUAACAUAAAUAUAUUGGGUAAUAAAAUGAGCAAUCUAAAUAAUAUAAAAUAUAAUAUGAAAAAUUUAAAUGAUAAGAUUAAUAACUUAAAUAAUAACAAUAGUAAUAAUAUGAGUAAUAUUAACUUAAACUCUAACAUAAAUAAUAUUAGCUAUUUAAAUAAUACGAAUAUUAAAAUUAAUAAUUUGAAAGAUAAGAAUGAUAGUUUGAAUAAAUUAAAUACUAAUGUAAAUAAUAUAAACAUUGCUAUUCCUAAUGUAAAAAUAUAUAAUAAAAAUAUAAACAAUUUAAAUGAUUUGGAUAAUAACAAAAAUAAAAGUAGUACUUUAAAUAAUAAUUCAAUGAAAAAUAUGAAUAGUAAUUUGAACAAUGAUAUAUAUUUAAAUUUAUCAUUAAAUGAUAAGGUGUUCAUGAAUGAGAAUUUAAAAAAUAACAUGAAUAAAGAUGAAUUUAAGGUGGACAAAGCGAAAUCAAAUUUAAGUAGUAAUUUAAAUUCUGAAAUAAAAAAGAGUUAUAAUUCUGAUACAAGUAGUUAUUUAGAAAAUGACAUAUUAAAUAGUAAUAUAAAUAUAAACGAUAAGAAUAUAACAUCUCUAUAUAAUAUAAAUAAUAAGCAUUAUUCGAAUCAAAACAUGUAUAUAAAUGAACAUAAUUUUAAUUUAGUAAAAAAUUCUAAUUACAUAAAUAAUUCAUCCAUUCAAGAUAACAGCCAAAAAUUACUUUCACCUAUAGUAAAACAAAAUUUAUCUUCACAUAUCUCAAAUAAUAAUGAAAAAAGUAGUAUUAAUUUUGAUAUAAAUAAUAUGGAAUGCGAUGUUAAGAAAAAGCUAGAUAGUACUAAUUUAAAUAGCACUGUUACCCAUAGUCAACCUAUGUUACCUGAAUGUUUAAUAAAAAAAAAAAAGAAAGAAAAAGAAAAAGAAAAGGAAAAGGAAAAUUUUGCAGCAAAUGGCAAUAGGAAAAGCAAUGAUGCAUUAAAUGAUCAACAUAUCGAUAUAUCUAACAACGAAAAUAUUUCCGUUAAUAAUAAAAAUAAUUAUAUGAAUAAUUCCAUAUCACAUUCAAUGGCUAGAGGAAAUUGUAAUGAUUCAUUAGAUAAUCAAAUGCUAAAUAAAAAAUUAAAAUUUUAUAAUGAUUGUUCAAAGAGUGUAGAAAAAAAAAAUAACAAAUUAAAUGAAAAUAAAAUAAGCAAUUAUUCAUCAAUAUUAAAAGAUAAUAAUUUAUGCAAUUCCAAUGAUCAGUCACCUCAAAAUCAAAACAUAUUACUAAAUAAUUCAAAAAUCAUAACAGGCAACAAUAAUGAUAACUUAAAUAGUCUGGUUAAUUUAAAUAAUGAUAAUUAUUUAGGUAAUUUAUAUUCACAUUCUUCUUUAAAUGAAAAUUUUAGCUUAAAUAAAAUAAAUCAAGAGAAAAAAAAUUCCUUAUCUCCUAUAGGAAAUUUUAAAAGUAAAAAUAAUUUAAAGAAUAUAAAUAACUUAAAUAUUACAAGUAAUUUAAACAGUGUUAAUAAUUCAAAUAAUAUUAAUAAGGUAAAUAAUAUGAAUGAAAUAAAUCAUUUAAAUUAUAAUAAAAACAUAUCAAAUAAUAAAAUUAAUGUUAAUGAUUUAUAUAUUAUGAAAUUAAAAGGAAAUGCAAAUAUGCAAGAUAAUACAAAAGGCAUUAUGCAAAUAAACUCUCACAAUUAUAUAAAAAGUGAAACUAUUAAGAAUAUAUGUGAUGAAUCAGUUAAUGUAGAAAAUAAAAAUGCAAAUAGUGAAUUAUUAGAAAAAGAGGAUAAAUUUAAAAGUGAUCAAAUAAAAGUUGAUUCCAAUUUUAUAUGGCUAUUUUUAAAUAAAGAAUUUAAUGAAAAUAAAAAAAAAUAUGUAGCUUUUAUACCAUACUUAAAAAAAUUUUAUCCUAACAGAUUAAAUGAUUUAAUACAUCAAUUAGAAAAGCAUUCUAUGUUAAGUUUCAAUUACAUUAUUAAAUGUUCUUUUGAACUACAAAUGAAGAUUAAAGAAAAAAAAGAUUUGACUUUAACAAAUUUAAAUAAUAUAAAUAUGAGUAAUAAUAUUACCGCUGAUUGUACUUCGAUUAGUAGUAAUAUUAUUAGUAAUAAUAACGAUAUUAAUAAUGAUAGUAAUAAUAGUAAUAAUAGUAAUAACAAUAAUAAUAAUAAUAAUAAUAAUAAUAAUAAUAAUAAUAAUAAUAAUAAUAAUAAUAAUAAUAAUAAUGGUAUUAAUAUAAGUAAUGAUAAUAAUAAUGAUAUCAUUAAUUUGAGUAGUAAUAAUAAUAGUAGUAUUAUUAUUAAUAAUGAUAAUGUUAAUAUGAGUAAUAAUAAUAAUAGUAAUUAUUAUAAUGAUAAUAUUAUUAGUAAUAAUAAUAAUAUUAAUAAUGAUAAUAAUAAAAAUAAUAAUAGUAUUAAUAAUUAUAAUAAUAAUACUAAUGAUAACAUGAACAUGAAUAAUAAUAAUGAUAAUGCUAAUAUGAGUAAUAACAAUAUUAAUAACGAUAUUAAUGAUAUUGAUGGUGAUAAUAAUAAUAGCAUUAAUAUAAGUAGUAGUAAUAAUAAUGAUAUUAAAAAUGAUAGUAACCAUAAUAAUGAUAUUAAAAAUGAUAGUAAUUAUAAUAAUGAUAAUAAUUAUUAUAAUAAUAAUAAUGGUAUUAAUAUAAGUAAUGAUAAUAAUAAUGAUAUCAUUAAUUUGAGUAGUAAUAAUAAUAAUGAUAUCAUUAAUUUGAGUAGUAAUAAUAAUAAUGAUAUCAUUAAUUUGAGUAGUAAUAAUAAUAGUAGUAUUAUUAUUAAUAAUGAUAAUAAUUACAAUAUUGAGAGUAAAGAUAAUAAUAGCAAUAGUUUUUUAAAUAAUAUCGUUUAUAAUGAUAAUAAGAUUGACAAUAAUUUAAUUAAUAAUAUAAAUAAUAAUUUAAACAACCUCCUAAAUAAUAUCAAUAUAGAGAGUACUUCUAUUUCAAACAAUGCAAAUAUAAACCCUUUAAAUAACUUAGCAAAUAAAAGUAAUAAUAGUAUAUAUAAAAAUAUUUGUAAUGAAAAUUUAUACAAUAAUAAUCCAUUAUUAAAAAAUAAUCAAAAUAAUAUUAAUAAUACACAUAGUAAAGUUAACUUUAAUGUUAAUAAUAAUGAUCAUAGUACAAAUACUAUUAAUAGUAGCACUGAUAUACAAAUAAGUAAUUAUAAUAAUGUAACUGAUGAUUAUAAUAACAUUAGAAAAAAAUCAUUAAAAGAUCAUUUAGACGCGAAUAAAACCAUAAAUAAUAAUAAUAAUAAAUUUGCAUUUUCUAAUAAUAUUUCUAAUUUUAACGUAUUGAACAGAAAUGUAUUAAAUACACAUAAUUUAGAAAAUAGUAAUGUAAGUAUUAAUGAAUUUGAUAAAAAUAAUUCAAUCACAAAUAAGUUAGAUAAGCAUAUGGAUUUUACAAAUAGUACAAAAAAAUAUAUAUAUAAUAAUACAGUUUAUUUAAAAAGCAUGAAUAAUGAUGAAAACAGCCUAUUUAAACAUUUAAAUGAAAAAAAUAUUGUGAAUGAUAUAAGUUCCAAUAAAAUAUUAGGUGAAAAUAUACAAAAUGGAAAUAAUAAUUUAUAUUCAUUAGAUAAAAAAUAUCCACAAUCUACAUAUGAUAAUAUGAUAGAUCAAAUGAAUGAAAAAAAUUUCAAUAAAAUUUCUGUUCAAGAGUUGAAUGAAAUAGAAAAAAAAAGAAGCUACUCUUCUAAUAUUAUGGAAAAUAAUUUAUCAUCCAAUAACUUAUUUGAGAAAAAUAUAACUAACAAUAAUAUGACAAGUAAAAAAAAAAAAAUAGAGGACGAAAUUGUUUAUAAUAAUAAAAAUAAAGAAAUUGAUAAAAAUAAUUUAAAUUUAUUAUAUUAUAAAUUAAAUAACAGUUAUAAGAUAGAUAAUAAAAGAAAUAAAACAGAUUCUAUGAAUAUAAACAAGGAUGAAGUAGAAAAUAAAAAAGAGAUAAUAAAUAAAGAAUGUUCAAAUUUCCACAUGGAAAAUAUUAAAGAAUCUAGUUAUCAAGCUGUAAUGAACAAUUUGGAUAGUUUUUCUCAUAAUAAAAAAAUGAGCGAAAACUUACAUGAUAAAAGUUAUUUUAAUAAUAUUAAUAAUAAUAGUAAUAUUUAUAUGGAUAAUCAGGAUUCUUCAACAAAGUAUCUAUUAAAUUUUUCAGUAGACGAUUACGAAAAAGGGAAUAAAAAAAAAAUAUUAAAUGAUUCAAGAAAAGAAAAUUUAAAUAAAGAAAUGGUGAAAAAAGAGAAAGGAAUACGAAAAAAUAAAACCAAAACAAAAAAAAUGGAAAUUACUGAAAUGAUGAGAAAUUACGAUUUUAAAAAUAUUUACCCUAACGAUUUUUAUAAUAAUCAAAAUAAUAAUAUAUAUUUAAAAAAAAAUAAAAGUGCAAAAAAAUUAUGUUUUCCACAUAAUAAUUUUUCAGUUUACUUAAAAAAUACUCCUGUACCAAUUAGUGAACCUCCAAGCAAUCAAAUAAAUACAGUUGAUAUAUUAAGAAGAAAAUAUAAAAGGUUCAGUUUUUGUAUAAAUAAAAUUUUCAAUAGAAAAAAUAUAAAUGAUAUAAUUACUUUAAAUGAGAAUGUGAAUAAGAACAAAGAUUUACUGUCUUUAUUUAAAAAAAAAGAUAUACGUAAUUUAAAAAAAAAAAAUUUCUCUUUUUUUAUGGAAAAACUGGAACUCCAAAAAAUAGAUUUUCUAAUUAUAAAAAGAAUUCAUAUAUGUCUAGAGAAUAUAAAAAAUACAUUUGGAGUAACAUGUGUAAUAAAUAAUGUUGAGAAAAUAGUAUAUAUGUUAAAAAAAGCAUUUAAGGAUAGAUUAAAUUUAAUUUGGCCUUUAAUAGAAUUUUCUAACAAAUAUAGGUUGGAUCAAUAUUUUCAUUUAUUGGGAAAAAAUAAAAACCAUUCACAUUCGAAGUUUAAAAAUACUAAGCUAGCUGUUCAUCAAAACAUUAACUCACUAAUAGUUUACUUUAAUCAGAGAAUUAUUGAUGAUAAAUGGGUUGAGUAUUUGAAAAAUCAAAUGAAACCAAAAAGAAGGAGAAGGAAAAAUAAAAAUAAAGAAAAUUUCGUGGAGGAUAAGACUUUUGAUUACCUAAAAACAAUGAACACUGCUUUAUCACUUAAUAAUACCACAGAGAGUAUAAUUGAUUUAGAAACAGUGAAAGCUAAAGCCAAUGAAUUUGCAUUUGUUGGUUAUAAUCAAAAAAGACUUUUAACACAAAUUACUCCAUACGAUUACAAAGUUAUUUUGAAUUUUGAUUUUUGUAAAAAAUUAUUUACAGUAAAUUGGAGAAAGCAACAAGCAUCGCUUAUUGAUCAUUUGCACUUUGAUAUGGUUCCUGAUACAGAUGAUAUAAAAAAACAUUUCGAAAAUGUUUAUAUUAGAUACAUGGGAUAUGAAAAAAAUGAAUUGAUAUUAAAAUCAGGGGAUAAGUUGAAAUCAAGUAAAUUAAAAAAUAAAAAAGAUAAUAAUGUGUAUAACAAAACUGAUGAGAAAAAAAAAACUCCAAGGAAAAGAAGAAUACCAAAAAACAAUGAAAAUUCCGAAAAAGAACCUACAAUUAAAAAACCUAGAAAGAAAUAUGAAAGAAUAAAACAAAAAAAAAAUAGAGAUAUAGAUGAAAAUGUAGUAAGAAAUGAAAAACAAGGAGAUAAUAUAGAGAUUAAAAAAAGUAAUAAUAAAAUUAAAAAAGAGAGAAAGGUAAGGGAAAGGAAAAAAAAAAGUAAGAAAGAAUCAAGUGAAGAUAUAACUAUUAUUAAAGGAAACCCCGAUACUGUAAUUCAAGCUUCCUUAGAUUUUAUGAAUCCAAACAUGUUCACAUAA
Messenger RNA from Plasmodium relictum, 6744 nucleotides. RefSeq names its product conserved Plasmodium protein, unknown function. The record is from RefSeq and is a predicted model, not a curated record. Lineage: Eukaryota; Apicomplexa; Aconoidasida; Haemosporida; Plasmodiidae. The transcript has 6 exons. Bases 1 to 6744 code for a protein of 2247 amino acids.